AUGCGUUCUUUUUGCAGCUCGAAUCUCAACGACAUCUCGUCCCUCUUCACGCGUCCAGUGGUAACGACCGUAGCUCGGAUAUCGAUCUCACGGCCUGCGAAGGCCCGACGUGACGUCUGCUCUCAGCCGGAGGUUCGUCGCAAUAGCAGCGUCUACUCAAGGUCUCCAAAAGUGAACACACUCCCACAAUUUAAACGAGACGAUGAGCCCACUCGGCCAACACGGCCACCUCCUCGCCUAGCUGCGGCACCGAUAUCGAUUUCGCGGAUUGCUAAGGUGGGUGGCGGCGUAUGCACGGAGAAAUCAAAGCCACGACACCAACUGCCCCGGCUACCGUAUCCGAAAUCGAUUUCGCUGACUAAAAAGGUGAGAUUUCCAGCCUUAGGGCGAGUAGACCGCAUCUGCAAGUAA
Messenger RNA from Cooperia oncophora, 411 nucleotides. The record is from the annotation of a GenBank genome assembly. NCBI's taxonomy places the organism in Eukaryota, Metazoa, Nematoda, Chromadorea, Rhabditida, Trichostrongylidae.